Molecule: messenger RNA, 253 nt
Organism: Impatiens glandulifera
Lineage: Eukaryota; Viridiplantae; Streptophyta; Magnoliopsida; Ericales; Balsaminaceae
Product: peroxiredoxin-2-like
Exons: 1
Coding region: 13-249 (78 amino acids)
Biological process (GO): cellular response to oxidative stress; cell redox homeostasis; hydrogen peroxide catabolic process
Cellular component (GO): cytoplasm
Molecular function (GO): thioredoxin peroxidase activity
Source: RefSeq, a predicted model, not a curated record
GACCCAUUUGUGAUGAAAGCUUGGGCCAAGACAUAUCCUGAAAACAAGCAUGUGAAGUUCCUUGCCGAUGGUUCAGGAACCUACACCCAUGCCCUUGGCCUCGAACUAGACCUCACUGAGAAAGGGCUCGGUGUGCGCUCCCGCAGGUUUGCGCUGCUUGUUGAAGAUCUGAAAGUGAAGGCUGCAAACAUUGAAUCCGGUGGUGAAUUCACUGUUUCAAGUGCUGAGGAUAUUCUCAAGGCUCUAUGAUCUG